AUGAUUUCCCAACCUGCGUUUGUUGUUAUUGCCUUUGCUUUUCGCUUUUUGCAUGUCUGCUUGGCGCAAAACGAGAGAGAACCGAAUUACCUGAUGAUCAACAUUUUGGAAUUGAACCAAAGUAGCUCCGACGAAAACGAUUCGUCUUGCCCUCCAUCGAUCACAUCGAGAAAUGGUACCAUUCGUCCUACUAGCAUUACGACAAACCUGACAGAUAAGACGUCAUCCGUUCGCACUGUGUUAACCGACAACACUCAAGAUCCUACCACGAUGGUGCCAACAUCCUCUGGUAAAAACGUAUCGACCAUUUCCACGGAAGAUAAUUGCGUCCUAGGCAAUGGCCCGCCACCGUUUUGCUUCCGAGUAAUCAACAUAACAUGGCUGUCAUUUGCUCCUUUUAUUUUUCAGCCUAAGAACAACACGACAGAAACUGAAACGUUAGACGGUGUAUUCUACAGAAUAAUAGGGCGCGCUGUUCAGUUUUGUUGCAAACGUUUUGACAACAGAGGGACACGCUUGGAAUAUACCCACAAAGCGGAAAACAUAUAUACGUUACAUGCUAAUAUCUUUUAUGAUAAAGCUUCUGUAGGAAUGCCAGUAUACAUUGAAAAUGAGUUCUUUGACCAGCACUAUGGAGGUACAUUGGCAUUUAUCAAAGUCCUUGAAUCUCCCGGGUUGGUUGUUAUUGGAAACAAAGACGAUGUCAAACAGAAUGAUUCGAAGCUUCUAUGGAAAACCAUUUACAACCAGUGGCCGAUUGUGCUCAUCUCAGUGUUGUUAUGCGCAAUCUCUGGUAUUUGUGUCUGGGCGCUGGUAAGUAUUAUGGCGCUUUUUGGGGAAAAUCCAAAUCUAGUUGGAAUAAAUACAUGGUGUUUACUAUUUGCAUUGGCAAACCGGCCGGUUCACGGUUUGGGCAAAUGGUGAACAAAAUUCAAGACUAGUAAAUUUCGUCCAGGAAUCGCGUUUACCUUUCAGAGUACAAAUCAGUUCCUUUUACCGAAAAAUGACCGCGAAGGCCUGAACAUGGUAUCAAAGAAGAAACGGAACAAGAACUUCCUUUUGUAACAAUCUCACCGGGAAAAAACGGGUCUACCUUUUCAGACGUUAAUAUGUUGCUUUCGGAAACUUUCCACCUAAACGACCCAAGAAAUCGUGUUCCAUUUACUUUCCAACCGGUUUUACGGAAACUUCUUGUAAAUGAUAAACAACCACAUUUGCUUCAUUUUCAGCCCUAUUUACAACGAGAUGGAGUAAGUUUCUAAACGGAAACUGUGUUGUCGGUAGGGAAUGAAGUACUCAAAACUGAAUUGAUAAGGUGGCAAGAUUGACCACCUGAAAAGAUACGCAAUAUAAUAUUUGGCUCCUGAGGGCACUUCCUUAUUUGGCUUAAACGAAUAUGCAAUGCUGCGGGAUGUGAUCUUUGCUGCUGCGCGGCCGACAUUAUAGUGUGACUGGUUUUUAGAAUCAAAAAACUAACUGACUCCAAAUUUAAAGUGACAAACGUUCUUGAACAAAGUCCUAUAUUUAGGCCACGAAAAAGGGUCUCUUUUCUUAAAUUAAACUGGGUAACAAAAUGAAGGGUUAUGGCAUGGUUUGAUGGCCUCAGUGGCACACCCCUUCACAAACUACCCUUCAGUGGUUUCCAGCCCUGGGUUUGUAGACCUCUGGCUCUGACGAAGCCACUGUUUGAAUACCUGUGGCCCGUUUAGCGUAUCAAGGUACAUGAUGUAAACACAUUGUGGUGUAAACGUACAAGCGAACUGGCGUGUUUACAACCAACCAAGCAUAUCCAGUUGAAUUUGUCAAGUGCAAAGGCUAAAUAGAUAAUCCUUUAAUUUUUGUUUUAUUUAACAGGAUACAAUAUGGAAUACAGAUGAAUUCCCUCGUCGUUUUCAUCGUGGGGCAUUUGAAGGUUUCUGGUGGGCCUUCGUUACCAUGUCAACAGUUGGGUAAGUGAACCAAAAUUCAACUGCACCAUCACUAAUAAAAGCAAAUUUAGGCAAUGCACUUCCACACGAAUCCGGUUUCUCUUAAAACUGCAUUAUUGGUAUUUGCACUGAACACCAAUAUUUGUUGUGGUGUAUCCGGUUUGGAUUCACCCAUCCGUAGAAAUACGCCAACCUCGACCCAGGGCGCUUUUCCCUGGCUCUGGAGGUGUGCCCGCUGUCACAGCGUUUUGGGCAUCCCCAUUCCCAUAUCCCUAGCGUUUUGGGCAUCCCCGGUGGGGGAUGCCCAAAACGCUGAUCACUUCGACUUUGCCUAAAUUAUUUCAGACUGGGGAAAAGUCGGGAUUGUUAAUCACGAAUUUACAGCGAAAUAGUGUUGAUGCAUGUUAGAAUUAUAUCGUCCGACACUUUUUGCCGAGUUAAUUGCGCAGAAAAAAACCCAUAGGCAGUAAACGUUGGCUCAAAACAUGACGAAACUGAAAUUUACAACCGCAUAACAUGGCUUCGAUGCACAACACUUUAUUGUUUGCAAAGCUUUCAAUUUUAUUUAAUAGAACUGUUUACAAGCGAGCAAUGCCGCAAUCGCCGGCAGCUGCGAUCGUCUGCUUCCAAACAGCCAAAAACAAGAAUACUAAACAAAGGAAUCAAAAGGUAAACAUGAAUAAAACUGCGUUUUGCGGUGUUGCAUUCAUAGUAUUCAUGACAUUUGAGGCCUGUACAACUUAACCCCGCAGCGCUACUUGAUACAGGAAAGGCUGUCACACAAUUACAGAGGCCUUAAAUCAUCAGAAAUAACCGGAGGUGGGGUGACAAUUCCCCCCCAAAAAAACCUGCAGUGCAAGGGAAAGGCAUGUCUAGAAAAAAAUCCUGUAGUUAUGUAGUUAUGAUAAAUGGACGCUCCAAUGAUGGUCACUAGAAGAUAUGUUGUGCUCGGCGCACGGGCGUGACAGCCGGCGUGACAUAAAUGGCUGUUCAAGGCCACACUUAGGUCAACUGACAGAAAAUCUGUCAUCUCGACCCUUCAGAAAUAUAACUUCUGAUCUUUGGCUUCACAUAAAAUAAUAACAAACGGGAUCUAUAAGAAGGACUCCGGUUUACAAUGUCCUUUGACAACCUACCAAAAGAUGCAAUUAUGCCUCACCCUUUCAAAGAACACUGACAACAGAAGAAAUUUAGCGUAUGUUUUCGAUUAUCAACGCGGGUGUUUUAAAAACACGAUCAAUUGGCAAAUAAAUAACAUUUGUAACUACACUGUAACCAUUUCUAUCGUGUCCUUGUAGUAGUCAGGCCAGUAAAACCGCUCUUUGAUUUUCCUCAGAGUGUUAUCGCGGCCGGCGUGUCCAGAAAAAGGAGCAGAGUGGCACUCUUCGAAGACCCUCGCUUUAUCUUCCUCGGCGAUAACAAGACGUCGAAGCGCUGUGCCAUCCUUCUCCUUGGCCACGUAGAACAAGGACUCUAAUUUUGAGUCAUACUCAAACUUUUUGGCUAAUUUUCUAAGAAUUGUUUUGUCCUGCUUUGUAAAGCCUUCCGGAUAAACCUUAUUUUUAAGACACCGGAACAGAUUUGUAUAUUUAGCGGAAUCCAUCUCUAAAAGGUUUUCGAUUUUCCCGCGAAACCCCAAAUUGUUUUGGAGGGGAUGCCCAAAACGCUAGGGAUUUGGGCAUCCCGGGAGGGUACCGGGGGAUGCCCAAAACGCUGCAGUAAUAUGAGAAGGGGAUACCCAAAACGCUAGGGAUAUGGGAAUGGGGAUGCCCAAAACGCGGGGAUGCCCAAGACGCUGUGACACCGCCCUACCUCCAAAGCCAGGAAAAAGCGCCCUGGGGACGAGGUUGGGAAUACGCUACUGCGAUUUACAUCAUUUUGCUAAUUACUAGCUACUAGGCAUACGCAAAAACCGAACUCGCGAUGUGAUUUCGCGGCAUUUUUGAGUUUAUGUAGUACUUGACUUCAAAAAUAUCCGGUCGGCAGUCGUCCACACGAAAUCACCAAACGCUUCGGAUGAGAAAAAAAAAUCCACUCUGGAGAACGGUUUCAAACACAUGCGGUUUCGAUGUGCAGACAGCUGAUUCGUUUAAAAGGAGUACGUGGUUUUAAAAGUAUCCGCAUAUAAAGUGCUUUAUGCAUAAAAGUGACUGGAAAGAAUAACAAAUCUUCAAAGUCAGCCUAACGCUUAGUGCUUGGAGGUUUCUUGUGCAAAAAUGAUACCCCUUUGCAUUCUUUGCAUGCUACGUGCCUGCCAGUUAACUAAACGAAGUUCUUAUAUAUUUUACGUGCCAUAAUUUCCAUACAGCAAUUUCUAUAUGGUGGUUGGAUGACAACCGGUCAAUUAACUUGCAACAGGGAUCAAUUUAAUAAAACUUUUAUACUUGUAAAUUACCGCAUUUUUGACCAAAUCUUCCUUUUUGAACCGUUUUUCGGCCAGUUACCAUGUGAAUAGCUAAAAAAAAAGAGGUUUGAAACACUAAAGACAUAUUUUCUGCUAAUUGGAUGUAAGCAGCUUUUUUGUUUUUCGCGCAUGCGCAUAAGCCAAAAUUUGGCGAAUCUAUUUCGAUCUAUUUCCUCUUUGCCUUUAUUUUUAUGGCCAUUUUUGUUGCCCACUUUAUCGUCUUUCUUAAUUUCGCAUGAAAGUUUGGCUGGCUUACUUUCCAAUAAAGGGACAAUAAAUUUAAUCUGCAAAGAAUUUUGGAUAAAUAGCAAAAGUGGCAGUGGAUUUUUUCCCCAAAUGUUGCGUAAAAUGUGUUUUUGUCUGUAACUCUGUCAGGAUUGGCCAAAAUUUUCUAAAUGAGGUACCAGUAGAAAGUUCUAUCCUCGCUAAUUGUGCUCAUUACCAUUUUAUUCACAGCUUAAAUAGAAAGCUUAAUGGAUACAGGAAGGAUAAUAUGCAUGGGUUCAUAUAUAUGGAACAAAAACGACCAAAGCGGACGUUAAAGAGCCGUCAGUUGAGAAUGAAAAAAAUGUAGUAACGAGAAGCGAUUUCUUGCUCAACCUGAGUGUGGUAUUUUUGAAAAACAACUGGCAUUUACUUUUGCUCAAUUCAAAGUGAGGUUUUCAUGGGCUUAGCGCAUUAAUAGUCAUGUUAGGAUGAAAAUGGAUAAUGAUGACGAAUUUUAAUCCUUGAUGUUUCCAGCUGGUUUUUAUUUUUUAUAGUUUUCAUUCGACGUUAUUUCGUUCGGUGUCUUUAUAAGAAUCCAUGUAAUUUAUCUUACAGUGUAUUUGUCAAGCAUUCUCUGAAAGAAAGGUGCCUUUAAAGGGUUUUCACACACAUCUUCACACAGUGCUCUCGUUUUCCCCAUUAAGUCCCUCUUAUCGGCGCCUCGGCGUCCCACUACUACAACGGUACAGACUUUAUCAGAGAGCGGCAUUGAGACCUAUUGAAAAAUAAGCUCUUCUUGUUUUAAGGUACGGAGAUAAAGCUCCUAAGUCAGUUAUUGCUCGAUUAUUCUCUAUCGUGUGGAUCAUGGUUGGACUUACACUGUGUUCAGUUUUGACAGCUACUUUUACCACAGCGCUCGCCACAGCAGCUGUCAAAGAUGUAGACCAGGUGGGAAAGAAGGUAUAAUAUUCAUUAUCAAAAAUUACUCGAUGUUUCCUUUUGCUAUUUUCAUUGAUUACAAUUAUCGUUUGCAUAUUUUAGUGAAAUGGGCAUUAAAGGUUUGUGGACUCUGUGGGAUAAAGGCUACCUAUAAGAAUAGCAAAGUAGUUUGUAGAACUUUAAAGAACAUAUCGAUGUAAAACUGUUGAUUUAAGAUUGACGUCAAUCGUAAAUUAUUCUGCUGCUGAUAAAGAGAUGCAUUGAAGUUACGCAAAAAAGCGGCGGAAAUUAAACAUGUAAGCAACUUUUGAGCUUGGAAAUAUUUGGAAUGAAUAAUGGCAAGAAUAAUAAAAUAUUUAUUUGGCUUAGCUUGUUUCUUCAAACGAUAUUCAGCCUUUUCAAAUAAUUGCCAUUAAAUUCUCCGGUUAAUUCUUUUUACAAAAUAACCAGAUAGGGCUGACCAAAUUUGGAAGUCGUUUGCUACAUCCGAUAAAAUCAAAAAAAAAAACCCAGGCUCUGUGAUAGUACCACAUUACGGUUCCAGUAAAAUUACAGUGUUUGUAUGGGAUAAAAAUAACAUCCUAAAAUUUCUAGGAAAUACUAAAUAAAGAUCAAUGAAACUUAAUCUGCAGGGUAGGGUGGCUUUGAGCAAAUGAUGUAUCGGUCCCCAGAAAGGUCACUUCGGGACUCCCGGAAUGGAUUUUUUUUGUACAGUGCCAAGGCCUCAUUUUAUUGGCCGCGCGUUGAUCUGGCUCAGCCGCUUCGGCGAGCAUAUUCUCGGUAUGUUUGGAUUAUAUCCUUCGAGUUUGUCAAAGUCUGUGGGAUUCGUUUCUCUAUCUGGGAAAGCUUCAUUGGUUUCUAUACCUGCUGCUAUCCUAUUUGUACGAUCCUGGCAUGUUUAUUUUCCGUCGGAGUUCGAAUUUCGCGGAAAAAGUUGUGUUGAAUAAGAGCAUGUCGGCGAAAAUGGCAUCUCGUGUCUCCUACCUUGUAUAUUAUUAUUGUAUAUAGAGUGAAUUUGAACAAAUUACUGCAAACUAUCACGAAACUUCGUUGGAGAAAUAAGGACAACAACAAUUAACUGCAGAGUAAGUUUCAUUGAUCUUUAUUUAGUAUUUCCUAGAAAUUUUAGGAUGGUAUUUUUAUCCCAUACAAACACUGUAAUUUUACUAGAACCGUACUGUGGUACUAUCACAGAGCCUGGGUUACCUGUGAUAAAAUGACAUCAAUCGGCUAUCCGAUAAACGCCAGAAAAAGGGACGGCCACCGAGAGGCCCUGGAGACGAGGUUGCAUUGUUUUGGUAGAACAGUAGAAAAUGGUGGAAACCUAAAACAAUUAUUGGAUUCCGCUUAAAUGUGAUCUGAAGAAAUGUGAUGGAGAUCUCGGAGGGUGUUAUCCGCUUUGACUGAUAACUCUCUCCUCAAAAUUAUCUGCUAUAUUCCUUCAGAUCACAGUACUCAGCCUCAUCCAAUAAUUACUAAGUGAUAUGUUACGUGCUCUUGAUUGUCCAUACUGCAGAUUGCUGUGUUGAAGGAAAGUCCAGCAUUCCAAGAAGUUAUCAAACAGGGAGGAAGCCCAACACGUAAGAUUAACAUGACUAACUGGUCGUAUACACGUGUUAAAUUAUUAACGAGAGUUCAUUUAUUCCGUUCCCGCUUGCGGGAUCAGCACUAGGCUCCCACGCAGGCGUUUUUAGGGGAGCUCGUUUUUCAUCCCUCCCCACAAACGCCUGCUCAACCAAAAACAACAUUCCUCAAGGGCGGACACAGAAUUUUUUUAGGAAGGGGUGCACUCGUCUCUUGCUCUACUUCAACACCAAUAAACCAUAUAGUUUUUUUUCUGGCAGAAUACCGGUUGUAUUAGAAAACCGCAGGUCAUCCCAGGGGGGGGCGCACCCCCUGCACCUUCCCCCUAGAUCCGCCCCUGUUCCUUUCCCAUUGUUUUGUUUGCGUGGUAAGUGACCAAUCAACAGUUGUGAAAUAAAGUGUUGACAGGCUAAUCAAGACUAAAACGUGACCCUAGAGUUAUCGUUUUCCUUCUUUUCUUUCCUUCGCUAAGGUUAUGUAGUGCAUGAAGUAUUCUAAAAUUUGACCAAAUCUUACUUUUGCCGCUCUGAAUCUAACAUUUAUUAGAGGUCAGAAAGCUUUCCCAGUGUUUCAUGCAGAUCGAUUAAUUAUCAGAUUACCCUGCGAUCAAGGUCAACUUUACAGAAAUUGGAAAGUACAAUGUGAUUGGCUAAGCUUGGGAAACGAAAGUUGUCUUCGGUUGAGCAGGCGUUUGUGGGGAGGGAUGAAAAAUUAGCUCUCUUAAAAACGCCUGCGUGUGAGGCUAGAUCAGCACUGAAGAGAAAAGAAUCCGGUUUCUUGCUCUCUUUACUAGCUUUUUCACCAUUAAUUUUAUACUUGGGUAGCACAUCACAGCUUUCUUUAGUCUAAACACCGGUUUGAACUUGAAUUUGGAAAUCAUGGUUUUUGCAAAUAUUAUGUCGCAUAUUUUUUAAAUUUAAAAAGGUACUCCAUUGAAAUUAUUCGCUUGGUUCUCUUGAACAGAACGUAACUCAGCCUUAAAGUUCCAGUUCAUAGUUGUAACCGGUUCCUAUGGGUCACGUGCUGGCAAGCCAGUUCAUUCUGAUGUAACAUGCGACUAGUUCCCUUGAUAUUUUGUGGAUAUUCCCUCAAAUCCAGCAAAAAAUUUAUGCCGGAGGCUCCAAGCGGCAAGAGCUCCCAGGUCGCUAUGUGUAACUGCACAUUUAAUCAUGUGCCAUGGGAAGUUGCGCUAUAUAUAAGUUUUAAUUAAUUGUAAAUUGUAGUUGCUGCGUGUUGGGGAUCUUAAAAUCCCUCUCUCUUAACGAGAUUGUUUGUCUUCAUGCUUCGUUUAUUUUUUCAGUUUUUGACAACUUUGAAGACAUGCAAAAGGCUCUCCUAAAUAAGACUGUGACAGGUAUAAUGGAUGAGAUGUACCACGGACUUUACUGGAUGCAACAAGUUAGAGAUUCAAAACUGUAUGUGGUUAAGAUGAUUGAGAGAACACGUUCUUAUGGCUUCGCAUUCAAGAAAAACGCUAUUAAAUGGCCGGUUGACGACUGCGUUCGAAAACUUAUUUUGUAUCGCACAGAGGAUGUCUACUCUGUUAUGAAAAAGUUCAAGGAUGAAAUGAAGGUAAUUAGGUUUAAUCAGUGGAAGUAA
Molecule: messenger RNA, 8661 nt
Organism: Porites lobata
Lineage: Eukaryota; Metazoa; Cnidaria; Anthozoa; Scleractinia; Poritidae
Source: the annotation of a GenBank genome assembly